Sinocyclocheilus grahami is the source of this 2083-nucleotide messenger RNA. RefSeq names its product regulation of nuclear pre-mRNA domain-containing protein 1B-like. Gene Ontology annotation, molecular function: RNA polymerase II complex binding. Gene Ontology annotation, biological process: mRNA 3'-end processing. Bases 261 to 1253 code for a protein of 330 amino acids. The transcript is spliced from 8 exons. The record is from RefSeq and is a predicted model, not a curated record. NCBI's taxonomy places the organism in Eukaryota, Metazoa, Chordata, Actinopteri, Cypriniformes, Cyprinidae.
UCGGCAUGACGACACGCACGCGACCCUCGUUUGUUUAUCAACCAACUUGCAACAAAAUCUCAUCGUGUUCAAACAUUCGGCAGAAGUGUCGAGGAGUAUACUCGCGUAUUGUAUCUUAUUAAUUCGACUUAUUAAUAUCUCGACUUAAACCGCGCUUUUGAUCCGCGGUAGCUCGUGUUUCAGGGGUUUCCGCGUGCCAUAUUGAAGUUAAAUCCAGAAAAACUGCUGACAGAGUUGUUCGGUGAGAGAGAGCGGUCAGCAUGUCGUCUUUCUCCGAGUCUGCGCUGGAGAAGAAGCUGUCUGAACUGAGUAACUCGCAGCAGAGCGUUCAGACUCUGUCUCUGUGGAUCAUUCAUCACCGCAAACAUGCAUCCUUCAUCGUGCGCGUGUGGCACAGAGAACUGAAGAAAGCUAAACGCAGCAGGAAGUUGACGUUCCUGUAUCUGGCUAAUGACGUGAUUCAGAACAGUAAGAAAAAGGGUCCAGAGUUCGCCAAAGACUUUGAGGGCGUCCUGGUUGAUGCCUGCUCACACGUGGCCAGAGAUGGAGAUGAUGGUUCUAAGAAGCAGAUGGAGAGGUUGCUGAACAUCUGGCAGGAGCGAAGCCUCUACCGUUCAGACUUCAUCCAGCAGCUCAAACUGGCUAUUGAGGACUCAGACAGUCCCAAACACAAGCCCGCAGAUGAUAGAAAAAAUUUAAAGAGAAGCUACCAGAAGGUCCAGGAGGAAGAGGAGGAGGAAGAUGAUGAUUACAGAGGUCACUAUUCUCCCCAGGAGACGGACGCAGCCGCUCCACAACUGACGGAGGAUCUGGUGAAAGCGCUGCAGGAUCUCGAGAACGCUGCAUCCGGUGACGCUGCCGUGAGACAGAAGAUCGCAUCCCUUCCACAGGAGGUGCAGGACGUUUCUCUUCUGGAGAAGAUCACAGAUAAACAGGCGGCAGAUAAGCUGUCAAAGACGGUGGACGAGGCCUGUCUGCUGCUGGCUGAGUAUAACGGACGCCUGGCCGCUGAGUUAGAGGACCGGAGACAGCUGGCCCGAAUGCUGACAGAGUACAUCCAGAGCCAGAGAGAUGCGCUCAACGAGAGGGAGAAGAAGCUGGAGGAGUACAAGCAGAAACUGGCUCGCGUCACACAAGUGAGGAAGGAGCUCAAGUCUCACAUCCAGAGUCUUCCAGACCUUUCUCUCCUACCGAACGUCACCGGCGGCCUCGCUCCUCUCCCGUCUGCUGGAGAUCUGUUUUCCACUGAGUGAACAUCUCUAUGAGACUCACAGUCCUGUACGAUCAGACACUGGGUUCCUCCUCACUGACAGUAACAUCAGUAAUGGAGCGAGUGAUGAAGAUCUGCUUUCACACGUUUGUUUUUCAUUAGUUCUCAUGUCAGCUAAACCUCACGGAGAUCAAACCCGCCAGUCGAUCCGUCGUUAAACCGGACUCAAAGUGUGGAGCUUUUGUUUUGAUGUGACUUUGCUGUGGAAAGCAACUCCCUUUGCUUUGUCUUAUAUCUGUAGGUUUUUAGUUUUACUGCUCAAGAGUUUAAUUUCACUUCAUUUUGGUUUUUGGAAGAAACUAAACAUGAGGAUUCAGUUUUAAACACUUCACUGCUAAUGAUUCAUAAUGUUCGUGAUAUCAAGAAAUAUUAAUUAGAAACUCAUGCAAACUGUGAUAUAUUUUGGUUACUUACAAACCUGACCUGUUUUUCUUCAAAUGAUUAUUUUGAUGAUAAAUACAACAGAUUUGCUGAUAUUUGUGAGAAGAAUACAGUGUGAUCGCGUUCUCUUCUAUGGUCACUGUAUGAUUAGUGUCUCAUUAAAUAUGACUGAACACAUUCAGCAACAAAAUGAUUUUUGAUAUUUGUGGAUCCUUGGAAUUUGAUUUGAAUGGAUUGCUGUAUUAUCAGAGCGACAUUAUAAAGUGGCCAAACUCUGUUCAAGACAUUUCUUAUGUUACAUUCACAGAUGAGUGAACACUGUGUGUGUUUCUGCUGUUGCUGAUUACCACCAGGAGGAAAAGAAGAAAAUAGAGAAAACUGAAGUAAGGCAUUUUCUAGUCUCACAGGUCUUUGGGAGAACAUAUAGUUCAG